UUAAGAAAACAAGCUAGUCACGCCCCCAACGAGGAAAUUACUUUUGAUGCGGCAACUUUAAGCAAAUAUAUUAAUCGACAAGGACGAAUUAUUCCUCGUAUUUAUACCAAAUUAAGUGCUAAAGACCAACGCAAAGUGGCUAAAAAAAUCAAAACCUUACGACAAAUGGCUCUUCUUCCUUAUACGAUAGUGGAGCAAAAUGA
This is a messenger RNA of Racocetra persica, 203 nucleotides long. NCBI's taxonomy places the organism in Eukaryota, Fungi, Glomeromycota, Glomeromycetes, Diversisporales, Gigasporaceae. The record is from the annotation of a GenBank genome assembly.